Messenger RNA from Phaedon cochleariae (mustard beetle), 1170 nucleotides. Lineage: Eukaryota; Metazoa; Arthropoda; Insecta; Coleoptera; Chrysomelidae. The record is from the annotation of a GenBank genome assembly.
UAAGAACCUCAAUAUAGCAAACUUCAACAUUGAGGUGGCAGGAGUUAAUUUUAUUACAGUAGAUAAAAAAAUGAACCAAGCUUUAUCAAAUAAAACAUUGAAAAAUGUCACUGGCUCCCAGGCUAUUAGUUCGACUGCCACUGCAUGAGAUUCAUGAGAAAAUUCUGUCAAAUUUGACGCGUAUUUCAUUCAUUAAUGUUUGAAUAUCACAAUUCGACCAGUUCCAGCAUCAUGUCUAUAAGACAAAUGUACCAGAACGAGGUGAUCAUCCUGGAUAGAGGUGCCUACACGACAUGCGCAGUGAAUCUCUACGGGGCACUGAUCACCUCCUGGAGGAUCCAGAAUAAGGAGCACAUUUUCCUGAGCAGGCAAUCCAAAUUGUACUACAUGUCUAGGGCCAGAGGGGGGAUAGGUGUGGCUUUCCCGAAAUAUGGCAAAUGGGAGUUUGGUAAGAUGCACGGGUUCGCUAGAGACUUGAAAUGGAGCGUAGAAAUGCCCCCCAAAAGGAUGGAAAACGGCGAUAUCUGCGCAGUUUUCAGUCUCCAAAAUGACGAGUACACCAAAAGCCUGUGGGCCUACAAAUUCAAACUCCUCUACAAAAUCACCCUGAAAGAAAUGGAACUAGUGACACAUUUCACCGUGAUAAACACCUGCCAACAUUUCACGAUGGAAUUCGAAAUCGUGCAACACUGUCUGUUCAAGGUGAGCGACGUUGCCAAGUGCAAAGUGGUCGGUUUGAAGGAUUGCAGUUUGGUGGACAGGGUCGAAGCAUGCCAAAAGGCAUAUCCGAAAGAAGACAGAGAGGAAGUCGAUGUUCUCACGAAGACAGACAGGUUGUACAAAGAUACUCCAGACGUGAUUUAUAUCACCAAUGGAGAAGGAGAAGAGGUGAUCAAAAUAACGAAGAGUAACCUGCCGGAUUUCAAUUUGUGGAAUCCUUGGAUAGAGCAAGCGAAAGAAUUGCGGGAUUUAGGUGAUGAUGAAUAUCAAUAUUUCCUCUCAACUGACUGCGGUGUGAUAGCAAAACAAAUCUCUUUGGGUCCAAAUUGUAGCUGGAGUUCCAUGAUCACUUACGAGAUCAUCGAACCACAAGAAGAAGAGGCGAUAGUUGGCCAUUUUUACGAUUAUUUUGACAGCUACUGUUGAAGAUGACAAUGGUCUUGACGAAAC